Molecule: messenger RNA, 3546 nt
Organism: Egretta garzetta (little egret)
Lineage: Eukaryota; Metazoa; Chordata; Aves; Pelecaniformes; Ardeidae
Gene: DNAJA1
Product: DnaJ heat shock protein family (Hsp40) member A1
Exons: 8
Coding region: 48-1241 (397 amino acids)
Biological process (GO): protein refolding; response to heat
Cellular component (GO): cytosol; cytoplasm
Molecular function (GO): Hsp70 protein binding; ATP binding
Source: RefSeq, a predicted model, not a curated record
GCGCGCGGGGUGCGGGACCGCCCGCUGCUCAGGGGCCGCCCUCCGCCAUGGUGAAGGAGACUACCUACUACGAUGUGCUGGGCGUGAAGCCCAACGCCUCCGCUGAGGAGCUGAAGAAGGCCUACCGAAAACUAGCGCUCAAGUACCACCCUGACAAGAACCCCAAUGAGGGCGAGAAGUUCAAGCAGAUUUCCCAAGCUUACGAAGUCCUGUCCGACCCGAAGAAAAGGGACCUGUAUGACAAAGGAGGCGAGCAGGCCAUCAAAGAGGGUGGCUCUGGUGGUGGCUUCGGGUCGCCCAUGGACAUAUUCGAUAUGUUCUUUGGCGGCGGUGGGAGGAUGCAGAGAGAGAGACGAGGCAAAAAUGUGGUCCAUCAGUUGUCAGUAAGUUUAGAAGAUAUGUACAAUGGUGCAACAAGGAAACUUGCACUGCAGAAGAAUGUUAUCUGUGACAAAUGUGAAGGUCGUGGUGGUAAGAAAGGUGCGGUAGAAUGCUGUCCUAAUUGCAGAGGAACAGGCAUGCAGAUCAGAAUUCACCAGAUCGGUCCAGGAAUGGUGCAACAAAUCCAGUCUGUGUGUAUGGAGUGUCAGGGACACGGGGAACGUAUCAGCCCCAAGGACCGGUGUAAGAGCUGCACUGGCAGAAAAAUUGUCAGAGAGAAGAAGAUACUAGAAGUUCACAUUGACAAAGGAAUGAAGGAUGGUCAGAAAAUAACAUUCCAUGGUGAAGGGGACCAAGAGCCAGGACUAGAGCCAGGGGACAUUAUUAUUGUCUUGGAUCAAAAAGACCACUCUGUAUUUACAAGGCGAGAUGAAGAUCUUCUUAUGUCCAUGGAUAUUCAACUGGUUGAAGCACUAUGUGGCUUUCAAAAGCCUAUCACAACGCUGGAUAACAGAACUAUUAUUAUUACUUCCCAUCCUGGCCAGGUUGUCAAGCAUGGAGCUAUUAAGUGUGUGUUGAAUGAAGGUAUGCCAAUUUAUCGCAGACCAUAUGAAAAAGGACGUCUGAUCAUAGAAUUCAGGGUGAACUUCCCAGAGAAUGGCUUCCUCUCCUCAGAUAAGCUGUCUUUACUUGAAAAACUGCUACCUACAAGGCAGGAACUAGAAGAAACUGAGGAAAUGGAGCAAGUGGAUUUAGUGGACUUUGAUCCAUCUCAAAAAAGAAAACACCACUAUAAUGGAGAAGUCUAUGAAGAUGAUGAGCAUCACCCUAGAGGCGGUGUUCAGUGUCAGACAUCAUAAAUGGGCCAGUGAAUCAAUGCUUGUUUUGUAUGCAUUAGUGGGUGAGUGGAGGACUACAAGCAGUUCACCCUCACUUCCUGCUAUUUGUUGUUCUAUACAGCCAUAGUUGUUUCUAAAAGCAUAAAGAAAUAAACUAAGUAAUUAAACUGACUUUGCAAUUUGUAUAAAGCUCCAGGAUGCAAGCUCAAAUGAAGUUGAUUGCACUUCACCCUGCCUCUUGAUCAAGAAAACUCCCUUACCUGCUUGUCUCUUAUUCCAAGCCUUGUAAUUCCUGUACGUGUGCAAUUGCCCAGGCUUAGAUUAAGAUUCUGUGGUGUUCUUUUUAGGAAUUCUAGAUCUUAUACUCUAUUAAUAAAGUAUGCACAAGUACUUAUAAUUCAUGGUAAGAUAUAGUUAAGUUUUGUACCAGUUAGGAUAACAUGUUGAUGUUUUGGGCUUGUACUGGUGUUUCUUAAACAGGGAUGGGCUCUAAUACAGCCACCUAACAGGCGAAGCUAACAAGGAUGUGGUCAGUCUCCACAGGCCCAUUAAAGUCACGCGAUCCACAAGCUCUCUGGAGCUACUGCACUUAAGGUCAAAUGUUCCCUUCCUCUGCCAGCUUUGGUCCCAACCCUAGAGCUAGACGUGAAGUUUGCUUCGCUUCAUCGCUGACUGCCCUUUGGCUGCUGCCCUGCACCAUGCUGCGUAUAGAGCCAGUGGUUGCUUGGCUGCUGCAGGAGCUUCCUUCGCUACCACGCAUGAAUAAAAACCUCCAGGCUUUAUCAACACACACGCAGUUUGGAAUCUGUUGGCCCACGGGCUUGCGAAGCUUGACUUCCACCUUGGUUACUGAAAUCAGAUACCCCUUGGUGGUGUGUCAUGGAAAGCAGUACCAGCCCUGCUUGUGGGCAUACGUGAACCUGCAGAGGAGAGAAACUUGCUGUCGGUGAAUACAACCAACUGAUGCAUCUAGGAUGUUCUGAAAUUAAUGUAUUGUGUGCAUUAUUUUAAGCUGACUCUUGAAAAUUCUGUAUGAAUGUUCUAAUUAUUGUAGAUGAAGCAUUUCCAAUAUAAUUACAAAAUUGUUCAUUGCCUCUUUUCUUAGACCAGAUGUUGGUUUAAAGAUACCACCCCCUUCUUUUUAGACAGCUAUUCACAGAAAGAUCUUAGCAAAAAACUUCUUUCAGAAAAUAUGCUGAGGAAACAGGUCCAGAUUUAACCUCCAGUGUGGUAGUUUAGUCUUUCUACCAUCUGGCUUGGGCCAGAGCUUGCGCUUUUCAUACUGCUUUGAAGCAAAAGUGUCACGAAAAGAACUUCUUGUUUUUCUUCCUGGAGGUAGCUGCUCCAUGACAGUACCUGUGGUGUAACUUGAAUAUCUGGGAACUGUUAAAUCUUAGCACGUCUAGCUCUUGUAAGUGUUACAGGUUUCAUUGUAUAAAGACAGGUGGUGCCAUGGGUUUUGUACCUCAGAUGUCGUUCCAUUUCAGGUACCCAGGGAACAGUGAUCCCCUGCGCAUUUCACCUGCUUUUUUUUAUUUAUUCGUCUCGGCAGGAAUAAAAUUCUGUAGGCAAUGUGUCCUUCCAAAUUCUACUUGAAUGAGCUCAUCAGUGAGCUGUACAAACGGGGCCAGCAGGAGCCUUCGCUCCAUCAGUAGGACAGUUUGGCUGAGUCCAGGGGAGGAACAGAAAGUAAACCUAUUGUUGGCUGGGGCUGAGACUCCUGCACAGCUGUCUUGAGACUAAACAGCACUAAAACACGCUACUUGUGUUCAGUUCAGUAAGCACCCUUGCUUUUUUUUUCCUUAGCCACUGGAUCAAAACAACUAGGGCAAACCAAGCUCAGUGCAGUGCCUUGAGGGUGACAACUGGAUGUUACUUUGCUUCGGAUGACUGUGUUUUAUAUAAAAUAAACUUUCCAUAGCCUUUUUUCCUCAGGGACACUUCAGUUUUUCUUUCACCACACCCAUAGCUGCAUCAACACAGUUGAGGUAGUGUUUCUGUUCUUGACUUGCUCUCAGGACUGUGGUGACCAGUUCUGCUUCAUGCUUGAUGACACCACAGCUAGCCUAGAGGGUGGGCCAGGUCUAGCUUAGAGGAGGGUGGAUGGCCAGAACCCUCCAGAAACCUUGGCAGAGCAGCCCAGGGAAAGAUGCUGCUUUGAAAUUAGCUAGGGACUGACACAUAAAAGCUAUGUGCUAGAGAAAUAGUUACAGCAGUUAGAGUGAGCCUUCAGCAAAAAGCACUGGCAAGUGAAGACAAGAGCUAGCAGAAGGAGGACCCAGCCCUUAGACCUUUAAGUGGGAUACUGAGUACAAUGUAAGGCCUC